This is a messenger RNA of Annulohypoxylon maeteangense, 3297 nucleotides long. RefSeq lists its product as uncharacterized. NCBI's taxonomy places the organism in Eukaryota, Fungi, Ascomycota, Sordariomycetes, Xylariales, Hypoxylaceae. The transcript is spliced from 6 exons. The coding region runs from base 447 to 2837 and encodes 796 amino acids. Gene Ontology annotation, biological process: galactose metabolic process. Gene Ontology annotation, molecular function: nucleic acid binding. The record is from RefSeq and is a predicted model, not a curated record.
CCCACCCCGACCUUCCUUCCACUGCUGACGGCAGCCCUAUUCUAGCAUCCAUCAUUUUCACAAUCAUCAUUCGAUAUCUUCAUUGCAGUCUAUCGUCGACAGUUUAGAAUCCCUCCGAUCGACCAUCUCAACUUAAAAUAGUAAAGAAUCUCCGAACUUAGGAACUUCAUAACGCAUUUUCGAGAUACCCAAAUCACGACACGACAAUGAUUAGCCGUAUUUCGUACUCCCUGAGGGCUGCUUUUAUCCAUUUUCUUUCCUGAUUCUCAGCUGUCCUGACGUCGUUACACCGAAGCUAUCGGGCAUCUCGAUCGUUAAGUGCUUUUCUUCGUUCGUGGUUCUUAGGAUUUGUGAGAACCUCAAGUUUUUACCUGUCGUUAUCGAGGACGAGCGAUACACCCUGAUUAUUCUGGUUAUUAUCAAACGCGAUUUCUACGUACUUAAUCAUGGCGACCGUACCAGCAGCGACUGCUGGCCCUAAAAAAUUAUCCUUCGCCAAGGUUGUUGCUUCUAAACCCAUAUCUAAACCUAAAGAGAAUAUUCCUAUCGUUUCGGCUACCCGAGUCGCCGUACCAACCAUGGACCACCGCGUACAGUCCUCUACAGCUUCUACAAAUGCUGCCCCAGCAAGCAAGAAUAUAGUAUCAACUCCCGCCCACAGUCCGACAGCUGCUACCAAAUCCCCCCCUGCCCCAAAGGAAAAUGGUGUAGUGGUUACUCCGCCCGGUAGCGAGGCGGUUAACAGCACUAAGCCUGCGCAAAGCGGCAAGGAUCAGCAAGCCUCACUUUCCACUGCUAGCGCUUCAUCCACGCCCAGCCUCGUCGUGAAUGGUUCUUCAUCAUCAUUAGGCGAUUCACAGAGCAAGAACGAAAACGCAACGUCCGUAUCAGAUGACGCUUCGCAGAGGGCGGAUUCUAACUCCGAGAUGGGUACUAAGGCGCCUAGUCUUGAUGGGAAAAGCAUUACUUCGGGAACUACGUUCGCACUCGAUGAGAAGGAAUCUCUGCGCCCAGACGAUAGCGCUAGUGUAAAAGCAUCUGCGGAAGACGACGAAGCGUUUUCGAUAAGAGGUUCAUUGAUUGCGACUUCUCGAGGUUCCGAAGUGGCUCGUAUCCAUCGACUUCGGAUCGGCGAUAUGCCCGAGAGACGAAUCGUUCAAUUACUACCCGAAGCGCCAGAUCAGGGCAUUGUCACACCUCAAAGUGGUAUUUCAAGCCAACCACCCCCUAUUGAGCAACCUCCGGCGCUAGGCAUUGUGAAUGGAUCAUCUGAUGCAUUCACUUCUAUGUACGGCCAGAAUCCGGAUGAAAAGCUCCUCGAGGCCAUGCAAUCGCCUAAGGACAGGAUUUUCCUACUUAGAUUGGAGCAGGAAGUUAUUAACUUCGUCCAAUCUUCUAAGGAACCUUAUAUGGACUUUCCACCAAACAACUCGUUCUGCAGGAUGUUAACCCAUAAGCUUGCUGACUAUUAUCACAUGACACACUCUUUUGAGGCGGUUCAAGGCUCCGUCCGCAUUUAUCGAACUCCAUUUUGCCGCGUGCCGCCAUCUUUAGCAAGCAUCGUGGGAACAAACACCAAUACCACCACCACUACAACACCCCCGCAGCUUUUACCAAAGAAAAUUAUGCGGCGUGGCGAGGAUGGUGGGUCAGGUGGAGCUAGUACUAGCCCAUCCAAAGCAACUUCCGAAGUUGGAAGCGACGGAAAGGAAAAGGGGGCUCAAACAAAAGAGAAACUUACUAGAGAGGAGCGCGAAGAGGCUUACUUCAAAGCUCGAGAGAAGAUUUUUGGCACAGAUAAACCGGGAGAAUCAACACCAGAAACUGAUGAUGCAAAUGGAGUCUCGAGAGCGAGCUCCGUAUCCGCAAAGGACAAGUCAACCCUUGGAAAGCGUGGGAAGACGGGGAAGCAACGAAGAGACGACUCUGAAAGUUUCGACUCUCGUUCUCAGUACCAACCAUACUAUAACCCUCAUCAACCCAACUGGACGCCUCAUUAUGUUCCAAUUGGACACCCGCAAUAUAAUAGUCCGGUCCAGCAGCCUUACCAGACUCAAAUGCCUCAGGCGUAUGCGCCACCUCCACAAGCAUAUCCGACCAUGAUACCAACCAACGCAUACCCUCAGUAUGCGAGUAUGCCAGUAUACCCUGCUCAGACACAGCCUACUCCGCCACGAUAUAACCCUUCUAAUGGCCCUAUGGCUACUUACGGCGGACCAGUCCAGACUCCCCCGCAACAGCAAUGGCAACAACCUCCCCCUAGUUACCCUCCCCAAGUGCCCUCGUCUAGCCCGUAUCAGGGACGGGCUCCUCAGCCUGCAGCUCAGGGAGCCGCAGGAGCUCUUGGCAUCCCUUACGCUUUCGGACAGCUUCCUGUGAACGCCAACCCGCAUGACCCUAAGAGUCAGCACCCUAUUCCCGGGAGCUAUAACCGCCAUGCCUUUAACCCUAAGACGCAGUCGUUCGUGCCCAGCAAUGGGAUGAUGCAGGUUCAGCCUCCCAUUCCCCCCUAUACCAUGGGCGGUCACGGAAGCCCUCAAGUCGGGUCACCCCACCUAGCCUAUAGUGGGUAUGCGUCUCCUGCUCCGCCACCUCAGCCUUACGUUGGCGGGCCAGGUUAUGGGAUGAGCCGACAGGGCUCAAACAGCUCUCUACCGGCUUAUCAUCCACCUCAGCAUCUCCCCCAACAUCCGUCAGCGCACCUUCCGCAGGCUCCGCCUCAGAUGCCGAACAAGCCAAGCAUCCCUCCCCCGACCGGGCCAGGUCAAGCAUUUAGCCACCUACCCACAUACGGAAACCCGGCCACUCUACCUCAAAAGCCUCCUACUGGAAUCUAGAUAAAGACUCGCGCAACGCAAUACACGCAUGAAAAGUUAGCAAGCAUUGGUGGUGUUUAUUCUUUUCGGUGAAGACUCGAGGCGGAUGGAUAAAGGGCAUCCACGAGAGACAACGACACCGGCGUAAAUUGGCGGGCUGCUAUUACGGUAUCAUUGGUUGGCGUUUACGGCGCGGUUGGGUUUAAAUUAAGACACGUUGAUGGAAAUGACGAAAGAUCUCCUUGCCCCUUUUUUUGUAAGAGCAUCGAGGUCAGAGGUAUCAGUAGCCGACAUAUUCGAUGUAGAAGGAACUCCACUCUGUGUGGACCGGUCCUGGGUUCCGGCUGCCUAGGAUUAUGAUGAUUGCAGUUAUAGUAUUCGCUGAUAUCAAGGUAGAGUAAAGUGAGCAAUUUUACUACAUGCAUUAAACAUUACAUCAGACUAUACCUGAGAUUGACAUUGUCAUUAUAUUGAUAUGUGC